Lotus japonicus is the source of this 2589-nucleotide messenger RNA. RefSeq lists its product as uncharacterized. The transcript has 3 exons. Gene Ontology annotation, molecular function: histone H3K4 demethylase activity; histone H3K36 demethylase activity. NCBI's taxonomy places the organism in Eukaryota, Viridiplantae, Streptophyta, Magnoliopsida, Fabales, Fabaceae. Bases 82 to 2400 code for a protein of 772 amino acids. The record is from RefSeq and is a predicted model, not a curated record. Gene Ontology annotation, cellular component: nucleolus.
AUUUUCAUAAUGAAUGGGUGGGUUGUGGUUCAUGUAGAAAUGCUGGCAGUGUAGGUGUAAGCCAAGCACGCGUUCAUCAGAAUGGAGAAGAAUCACGCCGGCGGCGGUAAGCGGAAACGGAAACCCUCCUCCGGCGACCCUUACCUUCACGUUCAACUCUCCGACGUCAAUGGCAUCUUCGCUCUGCUACUGUCAUCCCUCUCCAACCUCCACCAACCCCACUCUCUUCCCUUCAUCAACAAAUGCUUAUUCAAACUCCACCCCUCUCUUCUUCUCUCCCAAUCCUCACUCUCACCCAUCCUCGCUCUGCUUCCAUCCCUCCUUGCCUCCACAAAUUCCCAAAUCGCGCGCCGCGUCGCAGAUAUCAUCGGCGCCGCCUCUCUUGCUUCGCUCGACCUCAACGAAGAAAUCGCAUCCGAUUGUGAAACCGUCAAGGGGUUAAUCUCGCUGCUGGAGAAUCCUAACAGGAAGGUUCUGUUCUCCGCCUGCAAUGCGGUCCUGGACUUGGCAACUACCACUCUUGCACAACAGCAACUUCUCAAUCUUUCUGCCUUGGAGAAACUCAUGUUUGUGUUUCUUCAGAUUUUUACGGGUGUGAAAUCCGUGUGUUUAUGGUCUGAGGGCGAUGAGAGCUUUCACUCUUUCAAGAUUGGGAUUAGGGAAGAUGAAUUAUCAGUGGUUAUUCUCAGUGCAACUGUUGUUCUUAUCAAUGCCUGUGAAGUUGAGCAGCUAAAAAAUGUCCCUAGAAGCCUUUCUGAACCAGUGCUGUGUCUUUUUAAAGAGAUAAGGGCAAGGGUAAGUGAUCGCGUGGUGGACGGAGAUGCUGAGAAAUCUGGUGAAGAAGGACGUCUUUAUAAAAGCAACAUUGGAGUUAGUAACCUUGCAGAAAGCAUCUUUAGGCUUUCCAUUGAUGCUUCUCAACUUACUGUCUCGUUGCCAUUUGAAGUUGUUCAGAGAGGUCUUUUUGGGAGUGAUUUUGAAGAUUUUAUGUCAAAUUACUGGGAAGUUUCGCCUUUUCUUCUAUCAAGGGAAUUAAAGGAUCUAAAUAUGGAUGAUAUGUUCAGCCCAUUUAUACAAUCUUUGGGGUGGAAUGGGAGUGUUCCUUCCCUUCUUUCCUCGAUACUCAAAGGUCUAGUGUCUUGUUUUCCUAUUGCUUCCGAUGAGCAAAACAUCCUCAAUUUUUUGAAUGAGGUGAAAGAUAGAUUGGGUUGUCCUUUGAUCUACCAGCAGGAUAUACGGGUUGUGAAAACAGAGAGCCAAACAGGAAAAGAGAUGCAUUACUUUCAGGACUUUCAUCCUGGCUGCACUAAAGAGCCUCUGUAUUUGACUGUUGAUGAUGUCUUAAAGUGUGGGCAAGCAUAUGAAGAGGGAUAUACAGUUGCCCUGCGUGGUCUGGAGUUUCGCUAUCAGAGCAUUGCUGCUAUUACAGAUACAUUAGCACUUAUGUUUGGCCAACCUUCAGUAGGUGCCAAUUGGUACUUAACACCACCUAAUUCUCAGGGUCUGGCUUGUCACUUUGAUGAUCACUGUGUACUUGUGUGCCAGAUUUUCGGUUCCAAGCAGUGGACUGUAUUUCCUCGAACCAGUCAGCUAUUACCUCGUUUAUAUGAUAAUCUAUGUGGUUCUAAUAUUGACUGUACGAAAUCUGGUAGAAGAGAGUUCUUUCUCAGGGAGGGUGAUGUAUUAUAUAUUCCCAGGGGUUUUCCUCAUGAAGCAUGCACAAACUCUGGUGUUGGUGAUGGUUCAACUCAGUUUUCGUUGCACCUUACACUUAGUAUUGAGGUUGAACCUCCUUUUGAGUGGGAAGGAGUAGCUCAUUUUGCACUUCGUUGCUGGAAUGAAAACCAGAAAAGGCCAUGUUAUGAUGACUUGAACUCUUUGUCUCAAAAACUUGAUCUUGUCUCUGUGAAUCUGUUACAUCUUGCCAUUGGGAUCAUUAGCAAUUCUGAUCCUAGCUUUCGAAAAGCAUGCUUGACUGCUGCAGUCUCCUUGCCACCAGGUGUUUAUAAUAGGCUUGUUCAGAAUCAGAGAAACACUUUCCUCCACGUAAUUGAUAAAAUUCAUACUGAAUCAAGAUUCUUGGAAGUGUUAAGUUGCAUAGAGGUUGCAAUUCGGAAUAAUGAAGAUCCAUUUCGUCAAAUCCGAUGGCUCUGGGCUAUGGAAAACGAGACCAGCAGUGGACACAACACUAAUAAAUCUUUUAUGAUUGAAGAUCAACUCUCUUUGUGUGCCCAACACAAGGACAAAUUGGAAGCUGCUUUUUUGAAUGUGAAGUCCAGGUUUUGUAGUGAGGUGGUAUUUGAGGAUGUUGUAACUAGUCACAGGAUGCUGCUUCAGAAGUAUAGAAAAACUAGAAGGCAAUAUAUAAAUGGAAUGGUUUCACUUCAUGAUAAAUUGUAAUACUACUAUUUUGUUUUGCUUUAAAUUUCAUUGCUUGGGUGAGAUGAAUUAUAUUCUUCUAGUGGAAUGCCUGACAUCAGCAGCGUCUUAGCUGCCAACUCAUCAGGUCAGUACGCUUCUGCAAGCUACCGCUUAGAAGUUAUACAUGGAUGUAGUAAACUACAUAAGCAAUGAAAAUGAAUUAUGCAA